CUUCUUGCAUAUCAGGCUGGUGUGAAGAACAGUGAACAAGGCUGUCAGUCAAGACCUGUCACCAUGCAGAAAGUUUCUGUGUUGAUCCUUGUUGCCUGCUGUGCUCUCACAGCACUGUCAUUGGCCAAUGACACAAAUGGAUCCAAACUACCUUCCACCAUGAGUUCUGCAGAGGCAUUUGAUACAACCAAUAAGACCACGACUCCAAAACCCACAACCCAUAACACCACGACUCCAAAACCCACAACCCAUAACACCACGACUCCAAAACCCACAACCCAUAAAACCACAACUCCAAAACCCACAACCCAUAACACCACGACUCCAAAACCCACAACCCAUAAAACCACGACUCCAAAACCCACAACCCAUAACACCACGACUCCAAAACCUACAACCCAUAAAACCACAACUCCAAAACCCACGACCCAUAACACCACAACUCCUAAAACCACCCCGACAGCACCACCUCAACCUACUCCAGCUACCAAUCUGACUGUAGGAAACUACAGUUUGAAGACAGACAAAGGAGUGGUUUGCCUAAAGGCUCAGAUGGCACUAAAGAUCAAACUUUCAACACAGAAGGUCAAUGGAACCUUCAUUAUCCAACCAAAGAAAACUAAUACAUCUGGUGAAUGCAAGGAAACCAAAGCCAACCUGACCCUUUCCUUUCAAGAGGGCUUCAUCACCUUCCUCUUCAAUAAGAGUGUUGCUAAAAACAUCGCCUAUCUUAAUGCUGUGUCUUUCAGUCUGUCCUACCCCUUGACAAAGUCAGGAACUCAGAAAUAUAGUGCCAAGAACGACUCAGUGCAUCUAUUUGCUGCAAAGAUCGGACACUCCUACUCCUGCAAGGAUGAAUCUGUCUUCAUGGGAAACGGAUUGAGCCUAGAAGUCUCUAGCGACAGACUGCAAGCCUUCAAUGUCACUAAGAAUGAGUUUGGCCGUCCUGACCCCUGCCCAGCGGACCAGCCUGACUACCGCGUUGCCAUUGCAGUGGGAGUGACUCUGCUGGUGCUCAUUGUCAUUGUGCUGAUUGUCUACCUGCUGGGCCGCAGAAAGAGGACAGCUGGCUACCAGUCACUCUGAGGAUGGAGCGGCCGUAGGUCUAAAACAAGUGACCUUCUGAAUAAGGGAUUGUGGGUAAAGGGGCAAUUCCGCUGAGCCACCUCCCAUCACAUUUUACUAAGCCUAUUUGUUGCUGCUUUUCUGAUGUGUUACUAUUGAUAACAUUUGAACCAGAGAUAUACAAUACAACCUUAAACACACAGGUCAAAAAUAACUCAUGCAGUUAAUUGUACACUCUUCAAUGAAUCCAUACAGAUAACUUUAGUAAGUUUUUACAUACAACCUCAUAAAGUUACGGAAGUUUGAGCCCAAAUUUCAUCAAAUUGAAAAUGUACAACACUAAAUUCUCUUUAAACUGACACUGUCAUGAAAACUGAUUGAAAAGUCAAAGUUAAAAACUCCAAUGAUCAUUCUUGUUUUGCCGAAAAACAGAUCAAUAAGGGAUUCAUUAAAUGUAACAUUAACACUCUUUUUUCACUGUCCUUUGCAUUAUACCUUUAAUGUUCAGUGGAACUUAUUAGACUUUAAGCCAAAAUUUGCAACCAGAUUUAAUGAGCAUAUUCCUGAUUAACUGUCUCCUUAAAUCUGUAGAUUUUUUUAAAGGUAACUUCCUGUUUGUAAUCAUUGGGCAUUCAGAACAUAAGUGAGUUGAUUUCCACUUGUGAAAUAAUCACUGACAUAAAGGGGAAAAUUGAAAGGGAUUAUUUUGACGUUGAUUGCACUGAUUGCUAUUUACUUGUCUUCCAUGGACUGCACAUUGUACUGUCCUUUCAUUUAAAUGUUGUGUCUAAUCUUAAAGAGCAUUACCUGAUGUAUAACCUUAUCUUUGUUUUAAAAUUGUAACUUGUAAUUGGAAAUAAAAUAUUUUUUAGGAUGGCUUGAAGUUAGUGAAUGAGACUACACUCACGAUUUUACAAGUAGUAAGAAAUUAAGAUGUUCACAUGAAAGCUGUGAUUCCAAGCUUUCUAACUUCUGGUUCUGGUUCCAGUGCUUGCUGCACAAUCUUCUAACAGUUUUCAACAUAUUUUCUUUGUCAGUCACAAAUGAAUGUGCUGGGAAUUUGCCUUGAUUAUCUAAGAAAUGCUUUCCUGCUCACCUCUGGGGCUGCUGCCCCCUCCACUUCUGGGUCAAAGCAGGGCAGGAAGUGUUGGACUGUUGAAGCCUGAGCCAGUCUGAAUCCAAUCAAACGCUUUCAUACAGUCAGACAUGUCAUUUUAUAAACUUCACAUCCAUUUUUUGUAUCUAGAAUAAGUGUUUAAUUUGUAUGUGAUUUUUAUUUGGUUGUGUGUUUACCCCAGAAUGCCAUUUAAUGCAUAUUUGGUCUAGUUUUUAGUUCAAUUUGUUUUUGGCUUUAGAAACAGUGACAUUUUGCUCUGAUGAAAGUUUUUCAUAUAGACACAUCGUGUUUUGCUCCAAAUUAUUAAUCACAACAGAAAAUGAAUUCCUAAUAUUCUGACGUAAGUUAGAAUAUAAGGAAUAUUAUCUCUGUCAGCUGAUGUAUCAUUGCCUUUCUACUGUUGUUGGAUCAAAUAAAGAAGAUUCUAAGUGCAAUUCUAAUUUACCAACAAGCUCUGAAGGGAAUUUCUUCCAAGGGACCAUUCCAAUUUUCAUUCAUUUAAAAAGGGAACAAUCAAACAAUUUUUUAAAAAAGCAUUUAGAAUUAAUCAAAUUUAGAAUUAUCAAAUGCUUUCUGAAUUUUUCUUGUGGGAUUCAAGAAAGUGUCAUGUGUUGAACGCAGAAAGUCCCUUGGAGGCUCUUCUAAAAUCUGUUAUUAAACUAAGCCAUGCUGAUUCAACUUCACUGAGAAUAUUUGAAUUGUUACAUAAAAUAGAAAUCUUGCAUGCUGUGAUUUGGGAAAAUGUACGUUCUUCUUGUAAACAUCUUGAUAUUGCACUGUUAAUGCCCUGAAGUUAAUGCAAUGUCAUGCAGUUAUGUGUACAGAUCCCCACUUGAUUUGUAGUAUAAUGUCAGCAAAACAGUGACAUGUUUGGAUUGAUCGUGUGUUUGUUGCAUAUGAACUGCAUAUCGGUUGCUGGCUUCCUUUGCUAAUAAAAACAAAUAUUUCUAAA
Molecule: messenger RNA, 3134 nt
Organism: Poeciliopsis prolifica (blackstripe livebearer)
Lineage: Eukaryota; Metazoa; Chordata; Actinopteri; Cyprinodontiformes; Poeciliidae
Gene: cd68
Product: CD68 molecule
Exons: 6
Coding region: 64-1086 (340 amino acids)
Cellular component (GO): membrane
Source: RefSeq, a predicted model, not a curated record